GCAUGAAUAGUUGAAGCAUGUAAAAAGCCAAUCAAAUUCCAGGGAAUACCAGCCAUCAUCAGUAGCUUCACUCAAAGUUCAAGCAAAACGCUAUCAAACCACCACGACAAGUAAAUAAUCCAAAAAGGCUCAAGAAUUAUUAUUACCCUCAACCCACAUAAAAACCAUGCAACCAUCCUCUUUCACCAACGCCUGUACAAUUUAAGGGGUACCCUACCCUACGGCUACAGAAAACCAGUAAGGUCCACUUCAAACUCAUAAAUCAUCACCAACUGCAUCUCAGAAACCUUUAUCAUUGGUCUCUGUAAAGUGUGAAGAAAACCACAAUUUCCCAUAAACCAGAAAGAGAGAAAUCAAACACAGCCAUAUUCAAUAGUCUAGAGAAUCAACCAAGAUGAGAAGUAGCAAUCACCUGAUAGGUCUGCUAAACUUCUUAACUUUCUUGCUCUCAAUCCCAAUUCUUGGUGGUGGGAUAUGGCUAAGCAGCCGAGCCAACAACACAGAUUGCUUAAAAUUCUUGCAGUGGCCAUUGAUCGUGAUUGGGGUGUCUAUUAUGGUUAUAUCUUUGGCUGGUUUUGCUGGCGCGUGUUAUAGGAACACUUUCUUGAUGUGGCUAUACUUGUUUGUUAUGUUCUUCAUCAUCGCAGCGCUUAUAGGGUUCAUCAUCUUUGCAUAUGCAGUGACCGAUAAAGGGUCAGGGCGGCCGGUGAUGGGCAGAGCAUAUUUGGACUAUUAUCUGCAAGAUUACUCAGGUUGGCUGGAGGAGCGUGUGGCUAGUGAUAGCUACUGGAGCAAGAUUAGUUCUUGUAUUAGAGAUUCUAAGAUUUGUGCUAAGAUGGAAGUCACCAUUAAUGGUAUGCCUGAAACUGCUGAUAUGUUUUAUCAAAGGAAGCUUAGUCCUAUUCAGUCUGGUUGCUGCAAGCCUCCUAGCGACUGUGGUUUCUCUUAUGUGAAUGAAACUGUAUGGGCAUCUGGAGCUGGAGGGGUUGCUUACAACACCGACUGCAGCAACUGGAGCAAUGAUCAAGAGCAGCUGUGCUAUUCUUGCAACUCUUGCAAGGCUGGAGUGCUAGGCAGCCUGAAGAAGAGUUGGAGGAAGGUGUCAGUAAUUAACAUCAUUGUAUUAAUCAUCCUAGUGAUUGUUUAUGUGAUCGGCUGUGCAGCUUUCAGGAACAAUCGCAGGAUAGAUAAUGAUGAACCCUACGGUGAAGCAAGGAUGACAAAGGCACAACCUAGUAGGAUCCAUCUCUAAAUGCAGUGAAAUUCAUGCCUGGAUGCUUAGCAUGCCAGGGAUGUAUUUUAUGGUUUUACCAUUCCUAUUAGGACUGUUACAUCUUAGUGCACUUAAAUUUUGUUCCUUGUUUUAAAAGAUUUGGAUGUAUAUGUUGCUUCCAGAUAAACUGUUUCUUCUACCGAAUACUAAGAAAAGAAGAAAAAAAGAAAAAAAAAAGUAUUCUAAUUAGAA
Messenger RNA from Hevea brasiliensis (rubber tree), 1465 nucleotides. RefSeq names its product tetraspanin-3. NCBI's taxonomy places the organism in Eukaryota, Viridiplantae, Streptophyta, Magnoliopsida, Malpighiales, Euphorbiaceae. Gene Ontology annotation, biological process: auxin-activated signaling pathway. The record is from RefSeq and is a predicted model, not a curated record. Bases 395 to 1252 code for a protein of 285 amino acids. The transcript is spliced from 2 exons. Gene Ontology annotation, cellular component: plasma membrane; plasmodesma.